Arabis nemorensis is the source of this 465-nucleotide messenger RNA. NCBI's taxonomy places the organism in Eukaryota, Viridiplantae, Streptophyta, Magnoliopsida, Brassicales, Brassicaceae. The record is from the annotation of a GenBank genome assembly.
AUGGAAUACUUUAGAGACUCGUCAGAGAUGAUGAUGGAGAAUAAGCGUAGUGUCUACUCUCUUGAAGAAAGCAACAUUAAACGACACAAGUCCGGUCUCUCCUCUUUCUCUUCCAAGGAGAGGAAAGAUAAGGUUGGAGAACGUAUUUCAGCUCUUCAACAGCUAGUUUCCCCUUAUGGAAAGACCGACACUGCAUCAGUUCUUCUAGAGGCUAUGCAAUACAUUCAGUUUCUUCAAGAACAAGUCAAGGUUCUAAGCGCUCCAUAUCUACAAACAACGAACAUUAUCAACGAGGAGGAGCUAGAUGAGUACAGCCUUAGAAGCAGAGGUUUAUGUCUUUUUCCAAUGGAGUAUGCAUUAGGGGUUGCUCAAACCAAUGGUGCUGAUAUUUGGACUCCUGUGAAAACUCCAACUUGUCCUCCUGCAUUUAAUCUCAAGUAUGAUUCUUCUUCGCCUUUUCGAUGA